CCGAAACCGUGUUCGAUAUUUUAAUCAUUUUCAAACUUCCGGUUUGUAAUUUCAACAGGGUAUGUGGAAAUUUUGCUGAAUUGUUUUGCAAGCAGACACUUGACAUGCACAAUUUUCUUAAGGCUGGUAUACUAUAAAAGUUAACUAGUCAUGAAGGAUACAAGGAUUUGUUAAGAGUUUAUUCUGAAAUACAUUUAGUUAAACAAUAUAGAAAAUAUCACUGACUGACAAUGAAUGCCAAAUAUAGUCGUUUACCGAGUUCUGAUCCCUUGGAGGAAGUAAAACUUGAUUUUGGAUCUGCAUUUACCUACAGUAAUAAUCAAAUGUCUGACAAUUAUGGUCUGUCAUCUACGGGAGAAUAUAAGUCAGCAUUUACCUAUAAAGAUUGGACACCACAAAAUAAAACUGAUAUUAGAUAUGUAAAAGUAAAACCAAGUUGUUUCUCACAGACCUGUCAUUGGAUAUUAACUGGCCUGGCAAUAGUCCUUGUCAUAUUAACCUGUCCUGUGUCGUUAUGGUUUUGUAUCAAGAAAGUAUCACAUUAUGAAAGGAUUGUUAUUUUUAGACUUGGCAGGAUGCGUCCUGUAAAACAGCAAGGUAUAGUGUUUAUUUUACCGUGUGUAGACAAAAUAGAAAGAGUAGAUUUACGCAUCAGAGCCUUCAAUGUUCCACCUCAGCAUCUAAUAACACAUGACCGAGGACUGAUAGAAGUUGGUGCAGAUAUUUAUUACAAGAUAACAUCAGUGGAGAGAUACAUCACUGGUAUACAAGACAUGAAUCAUUCACUCAGGAUACUUGUUCAAUCCUCAUUGAAAAAUAAUUUUGUUCAGAAAACACUGCAUGACAUAGAAACUGAUAAAUUAGGUAUCACUGGUGAAAUUUUGGAAGGAAGCAACAUAACUUGUAAAAACUGGGGAGUUGUGAUUCAUGAGGUCAGAAUAUCACCCAUAAAAGUAUUAAAGAGGCCAGAAAGUAAUUCAGGAAUGCCAGCUGGUCUUCCUCAAACUUUCCAACAGCUAGCCUCAGCAUUUCUUCAGGCUUCAGCAAGUGGAGAUGCAACAAAUGGACCAUUACCCAUAAUUCCAGAGGCUGUGACAAUACUUCCUGACAGUGGGGCAGCUGGAGUUGAUGAUGCCUUGCUCCACAAUAUCCCCACCCCCAGGGAAUUUAUAGGACUCAUCAAAACAGUGCUAUCAGAAUCUAUGGUCAGAAGUAUCGGCUCUGUUUAUAUGUUCCAGCUCAGUGGACAGGAGGGUGGUGUCUUUUAUUUAGAUUUGAAAAAUGGUGAAGGAGAUGCUGGUGAAGGCCUCCCACCUAAUGGGGAACCAGACACUACACUAACAUUAACAGUACCAGAUAUGCAAAGCAUGUUUAUUGGACAACUAAAACCAUUACAGGCAUACAUGAGUGGCCGUCUCAAAGUGGCAGGAGAUCUGUCUGCUGCUACACAGUUAGGGGAUGUUAUCAAAACUGUAAUGAAAAAAGUCAAAGAAGAUAGAAAAGAUGUUUACAUAGUUUAAGGAGGAGGGGAUAUUGUUUAUUCUGUGAUACCAUGACAAUCAAAGAUAGAUGAAAGUCAGACAAUUGGUUCAUUAUAUAGUGACAGCAAACCAUUUGUGUGAAGAUUAAGUGUGUUCCUUUGUUAGAUAUUCUUUAUAUUACUGUUUUAUCAUCUACAUCAUAGUUGAAAUGUUAUUAAUUUUUAUGUACAGUUUGGGGUAAAAAUAUGUAUGAUCAGCUUUAUGAAAACAUAUAUUUGACUUACAUCUUAGAUAAGACAUCUUGUGGGAAAAUGUCUUAUUGAAAAUUGAAAAUUUUAUGAUAUCAGGAUAAGGUAGUUUUGGCAUUUAUUGAAAGUUUUUCCGUAAUGCAGUCAAUUUGAAGGUUUGAAGUAAAGACAAAUUCAAAUAAAUGUUAACAAUAUUACUAAUACAUGUAUCUGCCAGACUGCUUACUGUUUGGUCAAAGCUGAGGUUUAUAUAUUUUAUAUGAGUGUAUUUACAAUACUUAAUGUUUUGGGGAUUUUUUCUACAUCUUUUGGGCUGAUAUAUGUUAUGUUUAUAUGAUAUAAUUUGUAAUUAUAGAUAAUUGUUUACAGUGUUUGUUUAUCACUAGGUGCACCAAUGUUUGAGCUUGUUCUUAAAGUCUUAGAGUCUCUAGUGUUUCUCCUCAUUGGAUGAUAAUAAAGACUGAUGCAUCACACUAGUCAUUAUGUAAAAAGCUAAUUUUUAUUUUUAAAAGAUGUUUGCUGGUUUCAUUUCAGUUUUUAUAUUUUUUUUUUUAAACUGCUUUAAAAGGUUUUUUAAGAAACCAUUGUCUUUUUCAAUAUAUUUGAUGCAUCAAAUACAAUACUGAAGAAAUAUUUCAUCCAUUCAUCCGUCUGUUCGGCUUCAGGUUAAAGUUUUUGGUCAAGGUAGUGUUUGACGAGUUUUAAGUCCAAUCAACUUACAACUUAGUACACAUAUUCUUUCCAAGUUUGUAAGAUUUGCAAACUAUUCUGUUAAUUAAUCAUUGUUAAAUAGAUUUCCUUGUGUCAGAACAAACAUAAUUUUUUUGUUUUUGGUUUUGAAAUAUGUAAAGACUAAUUAAUUCAAACUUUAAGCACACAUAUCAUCUGAUGCUAAGAUUUUAUUUUAACCUAAAUAAAUAAUGUUGAAAUGUCAAAAAUGAAAUAUGAAUUUUAUUGAACAAUUAAUAUCAUUUCCAUAAUGUAGUUCUGAAUUUUUUUGUGUAAUUCUAUUUUAUUAUUGUUGAAUCAGUGGUUUUGUUUAACUGAGCCAUAACCGAAUAAAAAUUAAAAAAAAUACCAGAACUCUUUUCACAAAAAUCAGAUGAUUGAAAUGGAUCAUAAGUUACUGAAAUGUGUGUAUAACUUGCAAGUAUUUUUAUUCUUAAGAUUUUUUUUGUGAAAAGGACAGCUGAAUUGUCAUCAUACAGGUCUUUUUAUUGUGAUUGAUUGUCUUAGUUUUCAAACACUUCUAGACUGAUUAACAAGUCUUCUGUUGUUGGCAAAUCAAUUUUAUUGAUCUUGUAUGAUGUUAGUAGUCUUUUAUUAAGUUAUUUAAUGUUUUUUUAUUUUUUUUAUAAAUAAAACUUAUUAUUUAUUGUA
This is a messenger RNA of Mytilus trossulus (common blue mussel), 3109 nucleotides long. Its product is annotated as stomatin-like protein 1. The transcript is spliced from 10 exons. Bases 231 to 1520 code for a protein of 429 amino acids. Gene Ontology annotation, cellular component: plasma membrane. Lineage: Eukaryota; Metazoa; Mollusca; Bivalvia; Mytilida; Mytilidae. The record is from RefSeq and is a predicted model, not a curated record.